Molecule: messenger RNA, 6071 nt
Organism: Ornithodoros turicata
Lineage: Eukaryota; Metazoa; Arthropoda; Arachnida; Ixodida; Argasidae
Exons: 9
Coding region: 209-2278 (689 amino acids)
Molecular function (GO): protein binding
Source: RefSeq, a predicted model, not a curated record
CAUGCGGAGCACGAAGUAUAUAACAUACAGGGCUGACAGCGAACAUGCGUAAUUUUCACCAAGAAAACACCAUAUAAUAGAGGUCCACUUCCUCCUCCCUCCUUUUCCAAUGUUCCCGCAUCUCCACCAUUCAACAACAACGCAAGAUGGCUUUAUCCUACGUUUGACAGAUUAUCCUGUGCCGUGCCCUGCGUAAUCGUUUUUCAGUAUGCUCGUGGAAAGCCGUGGUUUGGUCAUGUUGCAACUGCAAGCUGCGAUACUAAUUCUGGCAGCGCUACUAAUAUCCUGUGAAGAGAGCUUCACUGCACUGCCAGCUGCAUUGGAAUCGAAAGCGCAUAUUGUGCCUCGGAAGAUUCACAAGCGACCAAGUGCCGCCCAGAUGCCUCAAGCUUCGAGAGAUGUUCGAAAUAUCCUGGAAGGAUUCCAGGUGAAUGAAAACCGCAUAAUUCGAACCGAGGACUCACGUCGAAUGGGAGCGAAGUACUUGAACGAGACUGAGGUCGGCUCCAAUAGGGACUGCAUCAUUUGGUGCUGGGAAACAACCAACUGCAAUGUGGCUGUCUUUGAAGAAAAGAGCAAAGGCAGCUGCUACCUGUUUGACUGUGGUCCGCCAUCUGCCUUUCUGUGCUUGUUCACGUCACACGCAUUUUAUACUGUUUCCCUUCUACUUGUGGGACCGAGGGACACAGAGUGGGGAUUACCCUCAAGACACGAAGAUGAGCUGACACAGUUGCGCCAGCCACCUCUUCUACUGUCUACCGAGGUCCCACCCGAGGUCCCGGAGUCCCAAGUUCCCACUCUGAUCCCAACGGCUACCGAAAGUGCAACCCGAAUUACAACUGCUGUUCCAGACACACGCUGCCAGAGAUUUCAGUUCCAGUGUCAAAACUCCAGCGAGUGCAUUGCAGUGUACAACGUUUGUGAUGGAAUACCACAAUGCCCGGACGGUAGUGACGAAAGUGACGACUUAAACUGCCCUGGAGCUAAAUCUGGAGAUAAAGCCACAGCAGCGCCAAACAGUCAGACAUCAUCGCUGCCACCUACAAUUUUCCAAGCGGACGUGACGACCACCCCUUCCCGUGGUCUGUCUCAGACAGGAGAUCCGUCUCCUCCGAGAGAACCGCCCCCGAGCAACAACAUCAACCAGGAAUUAAGAGGGCGGCCUAGCCCUUUUCACCACAAGACUGGCAUCAGGCUCCCUUCUGUGCCACGAAAUGAACUGAACAGCUGGCCUGGAGAUGCCAGACAGUCACAGCCUUCAAGGUCCGACUACGCCCCAUACGGGUCCGACCCAUAUUUGGGCUACCAAGACAAAUACGACGACUACGGUGCCUAUACCGACAAUGGUAGACUGUGGGUUGGAGACAAUGAUCUCCAGCUUUAUCCUUCUAUACCCGAAGGUGCCAUGACGCCGCAACAGGCGAGACCUCAGAAUCAGCAUUCAAGUCUCCAGCAGAUUCCACGCUUCAGACAGCAAGAAAUGCAACGUCAGUUUCGUCAGCAGCAAAUUCUGCAGCAGCAGCAACUUCAGCAUCAACUUCAACAGCAGAAGCAAUUGGCAGCAAUGCAAGGAAGAGGUGACAAGCAGUGGAGGAUGCUACACAGACCAACACCAGUGCUGGAGCAACCAGAAAUUCCCCUUCAAGAGUCGUCCUACAUUCGUCCUCACCCUGCUGUUACAUAUGAAGGGCUACGGCAGCGCCUUCCAGAGUCCCCACCAUUAAUAUCAAAUGAACCAGUAAGGCCGGGCGGCCGACAGCUAUCACUCAACAUUGGCUCUUCCGAAGGCGGUUUUGUCCAGCACCAGUCCCCGAAGGAGACAGCUGCUGCGGCCCCGGAGUCUGAACACACUCCAAUGGCAGCAAAGCCGGUAGCGCCGCCAACUAGCAGCAAUGAUAAUUUGUACGAGACAGUAGUUGAAGUGGAGCCUCCUCCAGUUCCAGAGCAUCAUCAUGGUAAAGCACAGGCAAAGCAGGCUACCAAAAACAAGAACAAGCCUCAUUCAACGCAUCCACACCCGUCGGUACAGUUCGGUAGCCUCAGCGAGGUUGCCAACAUGCGUGUCAGCUUCACCCAAGUAGAACAGGCAGGCAGGGUGGCCAACAGAGAAUCAAGUUCUGCUGUUCUAGCCCUCACUCUGGGCCUGUGUGUCACGGGACUCCUGCUCGUGCUUGUUGGGUGUCGACUACGGCUUGCACGUCACCGCCUGGCCCGUAGGGGAGGGAGGUCUGCACUCGCCCAUGAUGCAGACUACCUCGUUAACGGAAUGUAUCUCUGAGGAAAUUCUUUUUUUUUUUUUUUCCCUUUCAAAAUCUACAAUGGCAACAGAAGCCAUCAGAAGGAAAACUUGGCAAAAAUUUGGCAACUUGGAAAACUUGGCAACUAUUUGGGCUCUUACUAUGCUUCAAAUCACGAGACAUGCCAUUUUCUCACAGUAAGUCUGUGUCAUAUAUUCAUAGAGCCUGAAGUUUUAGGGUUUAACCCAAUUCUUCACCCCGAAUUGAAGGUUGCCUCUUAAGGGUGAAACCCGAUUUUUACGCGGCAAAUUGCCCUCACUGCAUCUGCAGGAAUGCACACUAACUUGUUAGGCAGCAAAUGCAGUUACAUCACUGUUUGUUGCAAACCAGUACAGUUAGUUUGAGUAACUGAGCCCGAUUUCUCCACAAAUAUAGCAUACUGGAAGUUUUUCCACUCGAAUUCGAAUGAAUUUAGAGCUCAUGUUUGUUACCCCCCGAAUUUAGAAAAAAUAUUUCCCGAAAACUUAAAGGGACGGUCUCGUAUCCCCUGCCCCUUUCAUAAAGUGUACCAUUCGAUUGCCCUUUGUUGAAAAUGGAAUACUGCUAAUUUACCUGACAAAACACGCCGCAGUUAUUAAAUAACCGAAUUAAAUUGAUAAAGACUGCAGGGCUAGCCACGAUCUGUGUUGGCAACAAUAAGAAUGGCCACGUCUCCCUGUGAGUAAGUCUGUGACAGGAUACAGAAAUCGUCUGCUUUUGCGCGCGCUAGUGCAUCGGCGUGAGCAGACGACUUUCAGAGGUUACUGGGCACCGCGGCAACUCUCGUACAUUUUCUUUCAGUUCUCAGGUGAAAAACGUGCAUUCUAAGUAGUGGCAAGCAUGGUGGUUCAGAACAACUAUGUUAAUCCUCAGAGACAAGUUAAAAGUCGCAGGACAACCCCAUCCACAAUCACAAAUCUGAAGUCGCUGGCCAUCGGCGCGUGCGGUCGCAUUACAGCUCCGACCAAAAAUAUAUUAUGCGCGCUUCCAUUACACUCCCCGUUGUACACUGAUCAUGCUUCGAAACGAAGUGUCGCUGACGAUGUCCAUGGAGAAGGAGUGCGUGUUUAUUUAAAAACCGCAUUAAAUACUCGCGGAAAGAAAACACGUGACUUAGCUUCCACGUAUCCGAUUGUGCGCUACAUUAUGGGAGACCCCACAGUCAAUGCUGGGACUACAUUCUCCGCUCGCGGAGGUAUAUGCCUGAGCGUGCCCAUUUCGAGAGCAAAGGGGAUUACUCAACCCAAGGUGCUUCUGCAAGUUAAAAUUACCAUGACAACGACGACGCACCCGCAGGGCGACGUCAUACGUGACGUAUGCAUGAGAGAAGCGCAGCUUUCGUCGUCUGCUCUUACGGCACGUUUCGACAAAUUCCCCGAAAACGACUUGGUUAUUCUGAAUGAAACUUUGACGGUUGUAUGUGUACAGUACUCGUGAAACUAGUUUUGGCUAAGUGUCGGAAUCACCCCGGCUGUACGAGACCGUCCCUUUAAGGCUCUACAUAUUCAUUUUAGAGUCUCCAGUUCUACCAGGAUUGGUCAGAAUCCAUGUGGCAUUAUGAAGUUUUCCACCUAGUUUUCUAUACAAUUAAAUUUACCUGAGAAAUUAUACCAGAUAAUUGACCUGUAAAAUGCUUAUAGAUGCAGGUUUGUCCUAAAGGUGGGCAUUGGCAGGCUAAAGUGUGUGUGUCUUUCAAUUACAAUGUUUCUAAAGGUUCGUUUGCAAUUAUCACCAGCAACACUGUGUCACUUUUAUCCCAAGGUCCAGCACAACUCACUGGGGGCCAUACAAGUCAAGGAUUACGAACAUUACGUACUACAGAUAUUGCGAGGCAUGUCAAUCUCGAGCAGGUAGUACUUGUGGAUCUGAGCUGAAGGUAGCAUUUUCCUGGUUUAGACGAAUGGAAGUAUGUGGAGGUGACUCACAAGAGACUCACCCAGGGAAAUUCUGCCAUCGGCAUCUUCACACACACCUCACAUCUCAGACUUCAGAUUUGCAAACUGCAAUGUCAGUUCUUAAAAUGUUUGUGACACACUGAUAUUUGUGAUUAACUAAUUGCAUCACAUAUGUAUGAUACUGCACAUCAGUAUAACAGGUGAAAAAAAAAAAAAAAAGUCCUUGCAAAGUCCCUUCAGCAGACUGUGGCAAGAAGCUUUGAUCAUUUCUAGUGGUAAUCAGAAGUGUGUGACACCAAUAACGCCUGCCAUGGCAUCUCAGCCUAAUCAGAUUUAGCAUUUGAUUUGGUACUCAUUUGCUAGUACUGAAUUUCUAUGCGUCUGUUUCAUGCUUCGCUGUAAAAAAAAUGGGUUAAAAGUUCAUAUUGUUGCAAAUACUCGUCCCAGACAUCUAUUUAAUAGAACGUGGGGGUGACAUGUCACAACUCCUCUAAGAAAUCCUGUAUAGUUGGGUUUUCCAGUGAAAAAUUAACUCAAGAAACAUCUUAAGAGCACAACUACAGCUAAAACAAACUACUAUGCUCUAACACAGUGGUUUUCGAAUUACGUUAUUCGAGCUAACCCGCGAUUGUGCCAGCACGACUUCAAAGAUCCUAUUACGAGGAUCCUGUUAUCAAGGAUCCUUCAAGGAUCCUCUACUACACAAUGAUGGAUGCAACUAUGUAAAGGCAGGUCGUAGGUCAAUACAAGAGAAAAGCAAGAGGGGCCCCAUAUCGUAAGGAGAGACUGUGGAGCUGGAUGACACUUGCUGGCUCCAUACUCUUUACAACGAGCGGAGCGUUAGCCAUGACAACACUGGUACAGUGAUCUUUAUGCCUAUCACGAUGCAAAUGUCUUGGUACUUGCUAAAGUUUCACUUGCAGGAGCUCGACAGUAUCAUGCUCGCAGAAGCUUGGUUGAGGAACCAUCGAGCAGGGUCACCGCCACAGACACACAAACACAGACGAAAACAAAAAAGGCCACGAGGCCUUAAUGUGUGAUUAGAGUCUUGUGGUUUGGGUUACACUGGGUAAACCUGUUAUUAUGCCAGAUUUUCAUCAUCAUCAAUUCGGAUAAAACCCGAAUAGCUCCGAAAAAUAACUUGGCAAAGUGCCCAUUCAGCCACCAAUACGGGCACUGGGGAAGAUUUUGGAAAAACAUGAAACCCAAAGACUCAAGAGCCUGUACAUGAUCAGGCAUGUUGUGCUAGUGUUAUUGCACGUUUUUUCGUUACAUGUCACGUGUCUGCCUGCUACACACAUUAUAUGACUAUCUUUGUGUCCAACCUGUCUUUUACUAGUUCAGUGUUUACUCUUAGUUUACAUUUUUAGUUCAUGCCUGGUUCCAUGAGGCACGACUCUAAUAGCAGAUUAUGCCUUCGGUCCAGUGGGUGUAAAUUUUGUGUCAUCCAAUGACAAUUGUCUCUUGCUUCUCAGGACUCGAUGCAUGAAAGACAAAUCUUCAGCCUUGCACAUUUCCAAGUAUAACUGAGUAUCAAAUUCCAAGUCAGUCUUCGAUGCAACGAGCUUUCCAUUUUGUUGCAGACAAUAUUCCACACAAUCCGAGCCCGCUACACUGCUCUCACAUUUAUUUCACAGUGUGCGAGACACGUGAGUUAGCCUGUCAGCGUGUGUUGUGCUAGCUGCCGAGUUGUGAAUGUUUAUAUUGCAGUUGUAAGUUGAAGACACUUGUUAAGUGUAUUAUGUGCUGCUGCUAUGAAAGCCAGCAAGUUUUCAAUAUUCAGCCAGUCAUCGUGUAAACAAAUACUUAUUGUUGCAACACUUGAAGAGUAUGUGAAGUGCUUUGUAUGUUUGCGUGCGUGUGCCUUACGUUGAAGCGUGAAAGAAUAAAGUGUUUACUA